Cladophialophora yegresii CBS 114405 is the source of this 2655-nucleotide messenger RNA. RefSeq lists its product as uncharacterized. The record is from RefSeq and is a predicted model, not a curated record. The transcript has a single exon. Lineage: Eukaryota; Fungi; Ascomycota; Eurotiomycetes; Chaetothyriales; Herpotrichiellaceae. Bases 1 to 2655 code for a protein of 884 amino acids.
AUGGAAGACCAAAAUCCGCACAUUAGUCCAAACCCCCUUCAAUGCCCUCCACCUGCAACGCCUCUGCACCAGCUAUCACCCGAGCGUAUGAACCAGCAACGAAUCCCUCAGUCACCCUCCCUACACAGCUAUCUCGUGGACCAUGACCGUCCACGUACGCGCGACUCUAUGGCAUCCGAUGUUCAGACGAAAGUUGCAUUCCUCAACAGCCUGGCCAACGGCAGCACGCAAUCCUCGCCAACCCGCUCCAGAAGAGCCGCUGCACCUUCGGAAAAUGCCUCUCCCAUCAAGAGCGAGGUCAACGGCAGCAAUGCAGCUUUCCAACGAGCCAUAAUGGGCUACGAAGAAGCCCAAGCAAGCCUCGCAACACUAUCCGCCGAACUCGAGCGCGCCAGAGAAGAACUCGCUUCCCGUAAGAAGCGCGAACGAAUGCUCUCCCAACGCGUCGAAGACCUACUCGAGGAGCUCCAAGCCGACAAAAAGAAGCGGGUCCGCGACCAAGAGUCCUACACGAAGGAAAUCAAGCGCUGCCGUAAAGAAACAUACCGGGCUGAGUUGGCUGUUGUUGAAGCUAGACAGGACCUUCAGGAGACAAGGGCAGAGUUAAAGAAAUGCCAGGCAGACAUCCAGCAUGAGAAGAGUGAAAAAGAGAAGUCGAGGCAGGAGAGUUUUGAGAGGGCUUAUGCCCUGGCUGGGACAGUGGGAGAAUUAGAGCAGGUCAAAGACCAGUUGAAGGUGGUCGAGAGGGAGAGGGAUGCUGCGCUUGUGGAAGCCAAAACCAACGCUAUUGAGAAGAGCACCACCUUCGAGAAGGGGAUCCAGACCGAUUCCGUGGCAGAGACCGAGCCGAGAAAGGAAGAGGCACAGGACGAUAGAUCCGCAUCGAUCAUGGCGGUAAGAGAAGCAAUCAAGAGUCAGUGGGCGCAUCACGCGCACAGCGUGAGUGAUCCUCGGCCUGUAUCUUCUGAAAGUACAGCAUCUAGGAGCCGCAUCACGACCGAGAGACUACCACGUCUGCGCGCACCACAGAUCCCGGACUUCUCCUCUGUGAUAUCGCAUCUGAAUUACUUCAGUAAGCAGUCGGAAAGAGAGAAGAUGGCGCCUGAAGAGGAGAUUCAAUUUUUGAAGCAAGAACUUACCUGGGCAAAGCGGAAGCACACCGAAGACGCCGACUUGAUCCACCUUAUGCAUAUGCAGUGCCAAUUUAAGGCUUGCCCUUGCCGUCUGGCAGAGUCGAACGGUGAGAGAUUUGUCCAUGAUGCGGUUUAUGAUGCAAAGAUGCAGCAGCAGCAAGUGUCGAAGAAGAGAAAGAUCUCGAAGGAAACAGAGGAGGUUGUGCUUAAGGACAGCGCGCCCAAAGAACAAUACCUUGUGCCGAAAAUGCCUGAGACAGCGAGACUGCCUCCAGAACCGACCCCAGACCUGGGUAGUCGAUGCUUGGAGUCGCCUUUGGUCCUCGAACAAGCCAUAGAAGUCCCCCUUCCUGAGCCUGACCCAAUGGAAUUGGACUCGAGCAAUACUACACUAGAGCCUACCGCUCAACUGGAGGAGAUCACACAAGUCCUGGUUGAGCAGGCCACCGGCUCCAAAACCUUUGCCUUUUCAACUUCAACCACAAGCAACGCCGACCUGAGAGCUGUGGCUCCACCUCUUCGACACACGGAGAGUGCCUCAGCUGUACUCGACGCAGAUUUGUUCGACCUUUCACCCCCGAAACAACUUCCGCCCAGACGUCCUUCUACAGCGAUGGGUAUUUUGAAUGCAAAUUCACCCAUCCGUCUGGUUCCAGAAUCACCUCGUUCAGCCAGAUCAUCCCGCGAUAGCAUCCGACCUGCUGCUAGAGAUCGAACGCAGGCCAUACCGAAAUCAGCAACGACAACGACCAUCACCAAGGUAGCGCUCAAGGACUCGCCACCACGGACGAGCUUGCACAGACGAGCUCAAUCAAAACCUAAUCUUCGAACCCAGUCACCCUUGGUGACCUCAACAGUAAUGUCUCACCACAAUGACUCAGACAUGCAAUCUGCAUUCGUCAAGGACACGUCUGCGUCGCCCGCGGCAAGCACCGUCUUCCCAAUGACACCUGUCCACAAGCAAGCGAGAUCCAUGCAUACUCUAGCGCAGGUGCAGCAAACCGGCACCGAACGGGAAACGACAAGCCCACCACAAACCAUCGCCACAACUACCACGACAAGAGUCCCCCUCCGCAGCAAUCCAGAAGCAGACGACGUGUUCAGUCCGGAGCACCACCCACGCUCGACCCUGCACGAGCAUGCUCAAACCGAAGUCCUCAACAUUUGCACCGAAAAUAUCCCCCCGUCAACCAUCACCUAUCCCCAGUCCGCAUCCCGGCCGACCUUCGUCACCUCCUCCCACCAAGCUAUGCUCACCAACGUCCCCGGCACGCCCAUCAGCCGCGAAGCCGCACUCGCGCAGAUCCGCGCGCGACGAGACCGAGCCCGAAGCGUCAACUUGAAGAGAUCGCUCGAAGGCGGCAACGUGGGAAAGGAGAACACCGGUGGCGGAGCCAGAAGUCCGACCAAGGGUAGGCCCGUCGUCGUCAAUGGGAUUGGCAAGGAGAAUGCAGGCCUCGGCGGUGUCAGGACGGUGAGGGAGAUCAGCCAGGCAAGCGCGCCGGGCAGGUUUGCUUUUUGA